CUGAACGCUGCGGGGCUCUCACACCGACACUCAAACUCUGAAAACACAAUUACACGCAAAAGCAGAAUGUGUGGAUAUCAUGCAGUCACAUGAAACCACUUUAUUUCUAGCUGAUAAACACACGAACCACCUCUGCUCUUCCUGUUUUUGGUGUGUUUUUCUCUGUGUGUGAUCGGAGGGGGACACUGGAUUCAGAAACGGGGAAAAACAGGAAUGUUUCUUCCGGUUCCAACGAGUGUAAAAACCGAACGGAAGCCGAUGUGGUCUUUGUAGUCUGUCAGCAUACUCUUGUCCUCCUACCUUCGCUUCCGCUACCCGUGCCUCAUUGAACGCUGUGCGACUCAGCUCUGCUGCCGGCUUCAGUUUCCCCCCAACUGCAGGAAAAACCAUUGAGACAGGAGAGAGGCCUCUUUCUCCAGGACUGCAGCCGGCUUUUCUCAGAGCUCUGACCAACCCCCCUCCUCUUCCUCCUCCUCCUUCCACUUCAUAACCAUAACUUCCAAACCUCAGGCCAGUUGCUCGCUGCUUCACCACAGACACGGUUGGCAUUCAUUCUUACUGGGCAGAAGGAUCAUCGUCCAUUGUCCCCCGACUGACUCCGGAGUGGUGCACCUUCAGUGGGGGAGGGAGGGGAAGGAAGGCAGCUGAACGCCGUGCUGCUUUCCCCGGAGAUGAAGCUGCAGGCUGUCAUGGAGAACCUGCACAGGCAGCAGAGGGCCAAGCUGCUGAUGGAGCAGCAGCUACAGCAGCAAGCCGCCGCCCAACAAACUCAGGUCCGCACAAUUGUUGGAGGAGGGGAUGAGCCGAUGGGGAGCCCGGCCCCUGAGGCGGAGCAGGCCCAGAUGGCAGCGCUGGCGGCUAUGCGUGCCGCCGCGGCCGGGCUGCAGAGGGUAUCAGACAGCCCCAUGUCAGAUCGCAGCAGUGGUGGCGAGGACGAAGGUGAUGAUGAUGACAAUGAAGAUGGCGAGGAGCAUUACAAGGACAUGAUGGGGUCAGAUGAGGAGGAGCAGAUCAAACAGAAAUGGGACGAGGAAGACUUUGAAGGCGAGAUGGAAGAAGACUUUGAUGACGACCUGGCGGAAGAGGGUCUGCCGACGGGCCAUGAUGCGGUGGCUCCUGGGAAAGGCAUCCUUCUGCUGCCCCACCGCCAACUCCACCCUCAUUCCCAGCUGCUAAAGGCCCGUCCCAGUGUCGAGCAAGAGGCCCGCGUAGCAAUCCUGCCUCCCCACGCCACGCACAGCCAUCUGGGCGGCCAGGACCACGGAGAAUGGACCUACGAGGAGCAGUUCAGACAGCUAUAUGAACUGGAUAGAGACCCAAAGAGAAAAGAGUUUCUUGAUGACCUCUUCAGCUUCAUGCAAAAAAGAGGAACCCCAGUGAAUCGUAUUCCCAUCAUGGCCAAGCAGGUCCUGGAUCUGUACAUGCUCUACAGGUUGGUGACAGAGAAGGGCGGCCUGGUGGAGGUCAUCAACAAGAAACUGUGGAGGGAGAUCACCAAGGGACUCAACCUGCCUACCUCAAUCACCAGUGCAGCCUUCACCCUCCGCACACAAUACAUGAAGUACUUGUACCCAUACGAAUGUGAUAAGAGGGCACUGAGCAACCCUAACGAGCUCCAGGCAGCCAUCGACAGCAAUCGGCGGGAGGGCCGACGACAGAGCUUUGGCAGCUCCCUCUUCACCUACUCGCCCAAUGGGACACCCACUAUGCUCUCCUCGCCGAAGCUCCCCUCAGCCAGCGUGGGCCUGACAGUGGGCACCAACGGGGCCUCGCUGACCACCAUCCAGAAGAUCAAGAAAGAAGAGGAGGGAGGCCAGACACUGCCGGGGCUCGGUGUGGCUCGUCUGUCAGCGGGAGCUCUGGCUGGGCACUCGGUGGCUGCUGUGCAGGCAGCAGCAGCUCAGGCAGCCAUGGCGGCUCAGGUGGCAGCUCUGGAGCAGCUGAGGGACAAACUGGAGGCCGGCGAGCCACCAGAGAAGAAGAUGGCGUUGCCGGCCGAGGAGCACCAACGACUGCUGCAGAGAGCGCUGCAACACAACCUGCUGGCCAUGACCGCUCAGAUACCCAUGAACAUCCGCAUCAAUAACCAAGAGGGCAGACAGGACUCGGCCCUGAACCUCACAACCAACGGCACAAGCAGCAUCAGCAUGUCAGUGGAGCUCAAUGGAGUAAUGUAUACUGGCGUUCUUUUUGCUCAGGCAGCAGGAGGGUCGGCCCUGUCCGGUGCACCUGGAUCAUCCGUCUCCAACAAGACGGUCAGCAGUCGUGUCGCUCCACAGCAGCAGCAGCAGCAGCAGCAGCAGCAGAACACACCUACCUCAACCUCAACUUCCAGCAACCCAUUGUCUUAACAAACCCCCAGCCUUUCCGCUUUUAUUUUUUUUUUAAUUACCACGCUAAGUAAAGCCAAAAAUCAACCUCAUUUUCUACAUAAUCUAUGCCAAAAAGAGAAGAACCAUAAACUGUACAGAAUGACACAAACUGAAACUCAGAUCACUUGAAGUACACUAUCUCAGGUUUUCUCUCACCAACUCACCUCUUUUGUUCUUCAUAGCCAAAAUGAUUUCGGAAAAAAAAGAAAGUAUAUCUCAACUGAGAGCCAGUAUAUGCUAAACAAAUAUGUAUGCACAACCUGUGAAUUAUUUAUUUCUGCAUAAAUGUACAGAUUAUCGGAGAACAAAAGAGAAGGUAAUAACUAGGAAGGGUAAUGCACUGUUUACACACACAAACACAGCUACUGAUUGACAGCAAUGUUUUAUCCUCUAGGGGAGAGAUUUUUUUUAUUUUAUUUUACCUUUUCAUUGUCAUUAGUGUCAUUAUUGUUAUUCUCUUUACUGUGUUUUAUCAUUUAAAUCUUUAACAAUCCUCUCACUGCAGGAAAAAAAAUUAUAUAUUUAGAAUUCUAUAAAAAAAAAAGAAAAUAUGAAUAUUCUCUAUUUUUAAUCAGAAAAGCUUUAAAGGUAUAUGUUGUUUCGUCAGGGCAUAUAACAAUUUACCGUUGUGACCUCAUUGUGUGUAAAACCUUAUUUACAUGGCAGCCAUUUUGGAUCUCUGUUUGGUCCGGUGCAGGUGUGCGCUCCCAUUUUGAUCCACGUCAUAUCAAAGCCACAGAUUUCUCCAAUGAAACACAAAUUUAAAACAAGAAUCUGAAAGAGAAUUUGCAAGAAUAUCGGUUCACUUUUUUCACACAUUUGAUCCAUUAUUGAUCGCUACCAUCUGGGUUGUAGCUAUACUUAGCUACAAUGCUUUGUAGCGGAUGAAUUCAAGCAGUUGUUGUGGUUCUUCUUCCUGAGAACAGCUCGCUUUUUUCUAUCUCCACACCUGUUUGUUGACCUAAGGCCAGUUUAAUGCAGAUCUGCACUGAUCUCAUUUGUCAAGCUUAGUGUUCAAAAUGGCUGUUUUGUCAGAGUAAGGUCAGGUGUGCAGGUGGGAAAAAUGAACUAAAGCCUUUCUUGAGGGUUUUUCUUCCCCUUUGCUGCACCUCAACACGCUGGACUUUCCAAGCCUCAGCGGCAUUCACACCGACUGUUGCUGUUUGAGGUUCAGAUUGUAUGUGAAUAACACGCGAUUGUUCUCAGGUGUCCAAUCUGCUCAUCGCUUUGUACAACAUCUUGACAGAGCAAUGCUUUUCAACAUCUUUCUCUGUGGAAAGAUCAAUUUUCAGCUUUUUUUUUUUCUAACCUAACUUGGCCUUCUAGUGGAGUGAUUGUCUUAAGGUCAGAUGCAUGCCUGUAUUUGUAGAUAAAGCCCUCCAGCGAUCAGGAGUGAGUCAGGAAAACUAUGGCUUCCUGUCUUAAAGUCACAAGAACCGUGUAUUCACUAAAUCCUUGUCAUUGUGGAGACACUCACAUGGACAAUCAGGUGUCAGGAGAUGCUAUGUGAGCUUCAGAAGAAGUUAUCUCAGCUCACAUCUGACAAUUUGUUUUGUAUUAUAGAUUACAGAUGCUUUUAUUUUUUGUUUCAGCUUUGUGUUUUGCAUGACUUAGUGCUUAUUUGGGUCCAAGCACUUCUUAUCCUGAGCUGCGACAAGGACCGGGUCUCCUUGACACGGGCAAGGAUAUAACAGAGAAUGUCUUGGGAUCCUCUCACUGUUUUUAGAUGUUGCUUAAUUAAUCGGGGCUUUUGACAAUGUGAUCUCAGAGGUAAUCAUAGCUGCGGCUGAGCGCUCGCCAUGUCUGUGUUUGUACGAACACACACGCUGCAGUUUUAUAAGAGGUUAAAUCGACCACAGUGGAGAUACCAUAUCAUUCAUGUGUAGCCGUGUUGCUGCAAGUAGAUCAUUCAUUUAGCUUUUUGAACUUUAACCUGUGUUACCUCUCUGGACUGUUAAAGAUUGUUACUCUCCUCCCACCGACCCCGACCCCCUAUGCAAAGCAGCCUCAUUCCUACUGACGCUAGGAAGAAAAUCAGGCUUUGUAUGUGGGUUCUGUUCUGAGGCCUUAACACAGCAUGAGAUGACCAGAGAGCGAGCAGUACCUCCGUCUAAUCAGUUUUUACUGUUGCAGUCAAAUAUCACCAGAUGGCUGUCGCCGCUUUGAUUCUGGACUCGCCUCUUGGUAGGAAAUCACCACCAGCUGCUACAUAAACACCGGUCAGUUUUGAAAGUACUCUUUAUACUCGGACAGCCAACAACUCUUAGUCAAAUACGCGUACAAUCAUUAAAUGCUCUCCACUCACCAGCCUCACUUGUUUUAGUACUUACAGGGAAAGAAUUUUAAAAGUUCAUCAGAGGCAGAACUAGAAGUAGAGACCAGGAUAUCAUUGGUUGACUUAUAUGUCAGUAUAACAGAAAGCCGGUGUGUUUCAGUGGUAACAAAAAAGGAAUUCUGGUCAAAAUAUUAACAGAACUUGAAAUGGAAAUACUAAUGUGUUUUAGGUGAGAAGCAGCAAAUUAAACCAGUUUGUAACAAGCGCUGCACGAGUUAGUCAAUUAACCAAUCAACAGAAAAAUAAUCGGCAACUAAUCGAUAAAACAUUGGUAAUUUUUCAGUCAGAAGUGGCAGAAAAUGCUGUUUUUCAGCCUCGCAACUCUGGACCUUACUUGCUUUCUCUGUUGGACGUCAUUAAAUCAAUAUCUUUGGGUUGUGGAAUGACAAAACAAGACAUUUAAAGACAUCGCCUUGAACAUUUAGAAACUGGGAUGGACAUUUUUCAUGAUUUCCUGACAUUUAAUAGACCAAACUAUUAAUCAAUGAAUCGAGAAAAUAAUCUGCAUAUUAUAUGAUAAUGAAAGUAAUCAUUAGUCGCAGCCCUGUUUUUAACUCACUCUCAAACUCAUUGAUGUGUUGAUGUCGCCACCUACAGGCAGCGAGUGCUACUGCUGCACUUAAUUGCUUCGUAGUUGCUGUUUUCUUUGUGUGUUUGAGGUUUUACAUUUUUACAUGCCAGGAAAACUGGCCAGAUGUCUCUAAUGGCACCUCAGCUUCGCCCAGCUACGGCCCUGUGACAUACACAAACAUGCACACACACUACACAGGACCAAGGCAAAGUUCAGAGGCUAUCAAAUAAUAAUGGAGAAUUCAUUGCAUCUCACUAACCCUUAGUGCUCUUUUAAUACUCGGACAGAAACUCACCUAGUGGCUGCAACACCAACUGUAAUAUUUUUUAAUUAAUCUUGAGCCUUCUGGGGCAUUUGUUAUUAUUUUAAUGGGACCUAAGUUUAUAGCUCAAUUGCUCAACACCAAACACAGACCUUAGUCAUGUGUGUUAGGGAAGCUUGUUUUGGCGGUUUAAAAUAAUAGAUGGAAAAACCUCAAACACUCACAGAGAGUGGUUAUUAAAGAGAAAAACCUGCAGUUGGCACAAGUGCAACAGACUGACUGAAGGGUGGCACAGGUUUGCCGCCAGUGCACCUGAAACAGCUGCUGCUGUCAUGGCUCUACUACAAGACAAAGUCUGAACCACAUCGAGGCAAAGCAGCAAAUCAACAAAACAUUGUAGGACUAGCUUUCUUCUAUUUCUUCAUUUUCUAAAGCUCCUCAGUAACAGCAGCUCUCAGGCUCUGACCACCAAUGUUUAACUCAACCAAUGAAACCGCUUUUAUGUCUGAGAAACAUUUGCAGAAGUUGUUUUACAGAUGUAGAAGAGAUGCAGUUAGUCGCAGUCAUGUGUCUCCACAGUGAAUUUAGCUAUUUGGGGAAGAGCUAGUUUGUUUUGCAGAUGUCGCUUCAGUCCGGCAGACCAAUCAACUAUUUUGCCUUUUACGAUCUAAAUAGCAUUCAUUCUGUUUUGAUGCCGUCUGAUUUCCACACUCACAACGCCAAUUGAUUAUUGAUCAGGCUCACAGUAUAGAUGCGUUACAGAGGAAUGUAUAUAGCCUAUGCAGUGAAACCUGUAGGGAACAUGUUAAACAGGCAGUGCCUUCUGGCUGCGUCCUCGCCAUGGACAUAUGAGUUGUGUUGAGAGUCGUGUACACAUGCGCACUAACAAUAGACACCUUUGACUAUAUUUAUACCUUGACUACAUGUGUUAAGCAACAGUCAUUUUGAGCUUUUUAAUUCCAAGAAACAGGGAAAGUGGUUAAAUUAGCUUUAGCUACGGAUCUGUCUCCAGCUAGCUGCAGUAUUUUAACUCUUUUAUAGUUCUUAUGAAUUUUCAAUGCUGUUUUUUUGUUUAAAACAUACGCAUUUGAUAGUAUUAUAGUUUCUCUGGUGAAGUACAAUCAAAACGUCAGGUUCUGGUCUUAACUAAAUUUUGACCAAAUGUGUAGUCACUGUUUUGCCUUCAUAGGGCAGAACAGUCUCUACAGUGAUAUUGAUGUAUGCAUGCUAUGCUAAUUUAUAGGUUUAUUGGCCAUAGAUAGAAAGACCCAGUAUGAAAAAAACAUUUGUGGAUUCCUCCACGUAAGGAGCUGUUAAUUUUAUCAGUUGCGAUGUAAACAUUUUUUCCUACUCAGUCAGUUUGAGGACGCAGAGAAAGCCCAUCAUGCCUCUCUCUGCAUGAGUAGCAGAUGUCACAGUCGCUGGUAAUGGCUGACAAUCAAAUAGAGACAUGCUGUGACUGAAAGCAUUAGUUUGGGGGGAGGGCGGCUGUAGAAAGCAAAAUUCAAUCAAUACUGAUCUAAAGGAUCAACAUUGCUUCUUUAGAGUUGACCCCAUGACCUUUUGGCCCCUGAGGCAACAUUCAAGCACCUGCCCCCUUCAGUGGAUCCAUGUUUAUCAUAUAUAUCUAUUGACCGUCUCCGUGAGAUAUUUGCAUUUGAACAGCGGAGGUACUGCAGCUCUCUCGGUCACUGGCUCCUUUUCAGUACGUGCGCAGCAGCAUCUUCAGGGAAGGUUUUUAAUUGCAUGGCAGCGACAAUCAGGAGAUGUUUUGACAACACUGUAUACCUCCAAACAUCCCUUCAACCACAAUCAAACCCCCGUUUCUACCUCAAGAACCAAUAAAGCUUUGGCAGAUUGUCUUCGCUUCAGCCGCAGCAGACUGCAGGAGGUUGAGUUCAUGCAGGAAACCCUCAUCAAAAAUGUUGUUGAUGACUUUUAUGUGAAAGAAAUUGUAAUACCACAGACAAUCAGAUAUCAACCUAAGUUAUGCAAGGGGAACAAGAGAUGUUGGUGUAGCUGAGGGUUCAAAGCCUGUGCCAAUAGCUCCCCUCAGUGGAAGGUUUUUGUUAUGACGCACAAUCAGUUUCUAAAUGGCAAUGCAAAAAGGGUCUGAGUUUAGACUGCAAGGAUUCAGCAUACUGCAGUCUGAACAUUAACAGCAAAACAAAUGCAUUUCAGUGUUCAUAUCUUCAUUUCCUUCCAGUGUUUCCUCAGUGUUUUCUUAGUUGAGCCGACGAAGCCUCUUUAGAUCAUCUCGGGACACUAAAUGCUCCACUGACACCAGACUCAGACUCAAAUAAUCAAACACUCUGUCUAGCUUGUUUCUCUGUAGCUAUAGUCCGGCAUGUUUCUCCAUAUAAUCAAAAACAUCGGAGCACUGUAGCUGUGGAAACUGUAUCAGUCUUAACUCUGCUAUGAGAGAAAAGACUCUCUAGCAGGUUGUGAUUCGGACUGGCAUUUUUAUUUCUGAAUGCUACCAGCUGCUUUUUAUGUGUCUGUGUUUCUGUAGCCGCUUUGUUUUUAUCAUGCUCACACAGGACUUUGCAUCUGCAGUUCUUGGCUUUUUUUUUAUUUGUCAAACUUACAUUAUAGUUGUGUGGUACUGCAGUUUAAAAGCUUGGGUUGAUUUCAAAAGUCUGCUUGUUUGGUGCAUUCAUGUGCAAGUAUCAGGAUUUUGCAGCGAUAGAUGUCCAUUUAAAUUUUGUCAACGUGUAAAAAUCCCAGGUAAACAAUCCAUCUUGUUGCAUAAAAUCUCCUCAAGAACCUGAACAACCCUGUCCCAGAAUGUUUGUAUUUUUAUACAUGUGAUUGGCACUCGUCUGCUCACACUGUCUUCAGCGUUGCUGCUGUUUUUUUUGUUUUGUUUUGUUUUGGUUUUUAUGCGGUGUGUUAUAAAAAAGCAGAUUACAUUUUUAAUCUCAUUCUCAAUGCAAAAUGCAUUUUGUUUGUCCUGCAGUGUGAUAUCAGGACUAAAGGAAGGUAGUAAAUCAAUCAGCACAUACCCUCAGAGUCUCCUGUGGUCAGCUUGCUUGCUCUUUGUCAUAACUUUCAAGCGUUUUACAUUGAAAUAUUGCUGCUUUGAUUUCCACAAAGACCUGUAGCUAAAGGACCUCCUAAAACCUUAUAGAUCCCAGAGUGUCUUGCAUGGAAAGUUGACUCCUGUUCCCACAUGUUGCCGUCAUGGAAAUCCUGCUGGAACAUUUACGGGUUAAGGUGCAUGUGGGGUUUAGGGGUUUUUGACUGAACUUCACCACUGACGUUACCUCCAUCAAGGCGACUGUGGGCAAGGAAAAUGAGUAAUGACGAUAUGCCUUCUGCUGUGACAAUUGUAUGAAUUAACCUGUAUUACUAAGAUUCAUUUAAUAGAGUAUCUCUGGAAUAUGGCUUUUUAGGGCUAUGAAUUGUACCUUUUUUUUUUCUUUGAUAUGCUGUAGCAACCCGGGCACACAGAGAUUACAUUCAGAGCAGAUUUAUUAAUAGAGUGACAAUAAUGACGAUGAUUAAUAAUGUGAUUAUUUUAGGGAAGCAUGUGAUGUGCGCGCGGGCUUCACAUGUCUUCGAGUUAACUUCACAUUUAAAACAAGGCUCUUGCUCUUACAACUUCUCAGGAAAAUCUACCUCUACCUCCAGUUUGAUGCAUUUAAUCCAGUUCAAGUUACAGUUUAGUGGGUACAAAAAGAGGGCAUGGAAGUGGGCACCAGUGUCUGAAAUGAACUCCAACAUACCAGUGUAGUACUUCAGAUUAGUUAUGACUUCAACAAGUACUGUGGUGUAUUUAUAUAAUUAUAUUGGCUGGAAACAAAUAAGAAGCAGAUGUACAUUUAUCACCGUGGUCGGUGAGUGAGAGAUUUAUUUUGGACUCUGGGGUGUCUUUCUCUGUCUCUCUGUUUCUCUCUCCGUGUUACAGGUUCGUAACACAUCUGCUGUUUAGUUUAUUUGCGCAUCAACAGGGAACCUCCAGCUCAACAUUUAAGUACUACAACAAGUAGUUGUCGUACCACUUCUAGUACCACUGUCAGUACUGCGAGUCGUUUUUCACUCUGUUCUGUUAAUGUGUGCUUAUUCCUCCUUUUUCUAUAAAUGAUUACUUUUUUUUUUUUUUUUUGGAUGAAUGGGAUGUUUCCCAGUAACCACGGUAACAGUGAAGUGGAUGUGGGCAAUGCAACUGUUUUUUUUUUUUUAUCCUUUUUGUUUUCUUUGUUUUUUUUGAAGGGUGAAGAGCUGUUCUUGCCUAUUUACUCAAUAUGUGUUUGUGUGAAUACUUUUAUUUUGAAUCUGAAAUUAAUAAAAUAUCAUCUUUCUUAAAUGUCA
This is a messenger RNA of Epinephelus fuscoguttatus (brown-marbled grouper), 9854 nucleotides long. It is a transcript of the gene arid3a, whose product is annotated as AT rich interactive domain 3A (BRIGHT-like). Gene Ontology annotation, biological process: regulation of transcription by RNA polymerase II. The record is from RefSeq and is a predicted model, not a curated record. The transcript is spliced from 9 exons. Gene Ontology annotation, molecular function: DNA binding. Gene Ontology annotation, cellular component: nucleus. Lineage: Eukaryota; Metazoa; Chordata; Actinopteri; Perciformes; Serranidae. The coding region runs from base 672 to 2351 and encodes 559 amino acids.